Molecule: messenger RNA, 1709 nt
Organism: Aureococcus anophagefferens
Lineage: Eukaryota; Pelagophyceae; Pelagomonadales; Pelagomonadaceae
Exons: 2
Coding region: 464-1555 (363 amino acids)
Biological process (GO): adenylate cyclase-modulating G protein-coupled receptor signaling pathway
Cellular component (GO): heterotrimeric G-protein complex
Molecular function (GO): G protein-coupled receptor binding; GTPase activity; G-protein beta/gamma-subunit complex binding
Source: RefSeq, a predicted model, not a curated record
AACUGCACAAAUUAUUACCCGUUCGCGCAAUGUACGUCCUGAGCUAGCCAAGGCCCAAGGCCGCGGCCGACGCGUCCGCGCGGAUCGUCCAGCCGCCGAACUCGAGACUAUGCAGGCGAAUGGGCUGCGUUUGGACGGAUCGUGUGGAGAAAUUGGUGGACGAUCGGCCGUCGACGAACGGUGCCGUUUUGCGCGUCCCUCGUCUCGGAGGGCAGCCCCGCCCGCGUUCAAGUUGGGCCGGCGCACUCGAGCCUGCGAGCGGAUGAUACGGCCGUACUGUUGAUGUUGGAACUUGCCUCUGAACCGGGAUCGGGAAUGUAUCCAAAGCAUCUCCAAAACUCCCCCUCAGUAAAACCAUUCAUCCUAUAUCAACGCAACGAGCUCGCGCUGUCUGUCUCGCGUCCCCGUCCGCCGCGUCGAAUCGUGUGACCCCCGCGGCCCGGUGAGAGCUACGUAGACAGCCAUGGGUACGUGCGCCUCCGCCGAUGCGGACUCCGCGGAGGACAAGGAGAUUGCGAAGAAGGUGGAGGAGCAGAAGGACAAGGACGAGAAUAAGAUCAAGCUGCUGCUGCUCGGCGCCGGCGAGUCGGGCAAGUCGACGAUCUUCAAGCAGAUGAAGAUCCUCUACGGCGAGCCGACGAUGAACCAGGACGACCUCAACCUCGUGCGAUCGAUCAUCUACAACAACACGAUCACGACGAUGCAGACGAUCCUCGAGUACUGCGAGACCUUCGAGCUCAAGGGCCAGGUGCUCCCCGAGAACGAGGCCCACUUCCAGAAGGUCAUGGAGGCGGACGAGAACGACGACCUCGACGCGGAGCUCGGCGCGAGCAUGGACGCGCUCUGGAAGGACCCGGGCGUCCAGGCGACGUGGGACAGACGAAGCGACUACCAGAUCGUCGAGUCGCUCAAGUACUACUUCAAGAACAUCCUGCGCAUCUCCGAGCCGGGCUACAUGAACAAGGACGAGUACACGAAGGAGGAGCAGCUCCAGUACCAGCAGGACGCGCUCCUCGCGCGCGUCCGCACGUCGGGCAUCGUCACGGAGGCCUACAACAUCGACGGCAAGAUGUUCGAGAUGUACGACGUCGGGGGCCAGCGCAACGAGCGCCGCAAGUGGAUCCACUGCUUCGAGAACGUCACGGCCGUCAUCUUCGUCGCCGCCAUCUCCGAGUACAACCAGAAGCUCUUCGAGGACGCGACGACGAACCGCAUGCUCGAGGCCCUCGAGAUCUUCGAGGAGAUCAACCAGAACAAGUUCUUCGUCAAGGCCUCCAUGAUCCUCUUCCUCAACAAGCGCGACCUCUUCGAGGACAAGAUCAAGAAGUACGACAUCAAGGACUCGCCGGGCUUCUCCGACUACACGGGCGGCUGCGACUACGACGCCGGCUGCGCCUACUUCGUCGGCAAGUUCAUGCGCAGGAAGGGCGACCCGGACAAGGUCGUCUACCACCACAUCACCUGCGCGACGGACACGUCGAACGUCGCCAUCGUCUUCAACUCGUGCAAACAGAUCAUCCUGCAGAAAAACAUGGAGAACGCGGGCUUCAUGUGAGCUCGCGCCGAAAAACGAGCCCCCCCGGUCCCCCCGCCCCCCAGCCCCCCGACUCUCCCCCCGACGACGACGGCGGGCGACGCCCCGGCGCCGGCCGACGGCGCCGCCGCGACGCCACCGACCCCAGCAAGACACAACACCGGCGGGCCCGGCU